This is a messenger RNA of Neoarthrinium moseri, 933 nucleotides long. RefSeq lists its product as uncharacterized. NCBI's taxonomy places the organism in Eukaryota, Fungi, Ascomycota, Sordariomycetes, Amphisphaeriales, Apiosporaceae. Gene Ontology annotation, molecular function: translation initiation factor activity; ribosome binding; RNA binding. Gene Ontology annotation, cellular component: eukaryotic translation initiation factor 2B complex; eukaryotic 48S preinitiation complex; eukaryotic translation initiation factor 2 complex. The transcript has 4 exons. Bases 1 to 933 code for a protein of 310 amino acids. The record is from RefSeq and is a predicted model, not a curated record.
AUGUCGUUAACGAACUGCCGGUUUUACGAGGAGAAGUACCCGGAGAUUGACUCCUUCGUCAUGGUCAAUGUCAAGCAGAUUGCCGACAUGGGUGCCUACGUCAAGCUCCUCGAGUACGACAACAUCGACGGCAUGAUUCUUCUCAGCGAGCUCUCCAGACGUCGUAUAAGAUCUAUCCAGAAGCUCAUCCGCGUCGGCCGAAACGAGGUGGUCGUCGUGCUCAGAGUCGACAAGGAGAAGGGAUAUAUCGAUCUUUCCAAGCGCCGAGUCUCUCCCGAGGAUAUCGUCAAGUGCGAGGAGCGUUAUAACAAGAGCAAGAUGGUCCACUCCAUCAUGCGCCACGUCGCCGAGAAGACCCAGGUCCCCAUCGAGACCCUGUACGAGAACAUAGCCUGGCCGCUGAACAAGAAGUACGGCCACUCGAUCGACGCCUUCAAGCUCUCCAUCACAAACCCCGACGUCUGGAAGGACAUUACCUUCACCAGCGAUGCCGUCGCCGAGGAGCUGAAGUCCUACAUCGGAAAGCGACUGACCCCCCAGCCUACCAAGGUCCGUGCCGAUGUCGAGGUCACCUGCUUUGGCUACGAGGGUAUCGACGCCGUCAAGACUGCGCUGCGAACUGCCGAGGCGCGGAACACCGACGACAACCAGGUCAAGGUCAAGCUCGUCUCGCCGCCUCUGUACGUCUUGACCAGCACCUGUCUUGAGAAGAGCACCGGUAUUACGAGGCUGGAGGAGGCAAUUGUCGACAUCCGCAAGAGCAUCGAGGGAGCUGGAGGUUCCCUGAUCGUCAAGAUGGAGCCCAAGGCCGUCACCGAGUCCGAUGAUGCUGAGCUGCAGGCCCUCAUGGAGAAGAGGGAACGUGAGAACGCCGAAGUCAGCGGUGAUGAGAGUCAGUCGGAGAGUGACGACAACAUCCCCGAGACCAUGUGA